AUGCCAAUUUCAUAUUCAUAUUCACUCUCAUCAUCUUUCAUUCUUCCAAAACUAAACCCAAACCUCCGUCCAAUCCAAACCCAAUUCCGAACCCAAAAUAACCGCCAAUUCCCGAACCUAAAAAUCCAAAGCUCCAUCCGAACCAACCACACAAUACAGUUUCUAAAACCGCAUCUAAUUUCACAACAGAAACCAAUCCUCUUCGGUUGGCUCUGCAGUGCUAUCUCCGUCUAUUCACUCUCCAACCUUCUCUCGAAAUUCUCCGCCAUCACCACCGCCACAACCAUCGUCGAUGUUUCACAGGGAUUCGCCCUCGGCGGUUUGGUUCUUGUUCGGUUGAUUGCCACGUAUGCGCAGCAUGCGCUUCUUUGGGAAGCUUCUCUUAAUGCGGUUUGCGAUGUUCGCGUUCACGUUUUCGAUCGUGUUCUUCAGAGGGAACUUGCUUAUUUCGAAGCCAACGACGCCGUUUCCACUGGGGAUAUCGCUUAUAGGAUUACUGCUGAAGCUUCCGAUCUUGCCCUCACCUUAUACGCUCUUCUUAAUACCAUAGUACCUAGUUCUCUGCAAUUGUCUGCAAUGGCAAUGCAUAUGUUGGCUAUAAGUCCAGUCCUUUCUUUGAUUUCAGCCAUGGUUAUUCCUUGUAUGGUUCUAGUUGUCGCCUUUCUUGGUCAAGAACUUCGCAAGAUAUCUAAAAAGGCACAUCUUAGUGUUGCUGCUCUCUCAGCAUAUCUAAAUGAGAUGCUGCCCACGAUUCUCUUUGUGAAAUCAAACAAUGCGGAGUUGCUUGAGAGUGCCAGGUUUAGGAGACUGGCCCUGAUUGACAAUUCUGCAAAGCUGAACAAAAAAAGGAUGAAAGCAGUCAUUCCCCUGGUUAUACAGGCUGUUUACUUUGGAGUUCUUUCCAUAAUUUGCGCAGGUUCGGUGGUUAUUUCAAAAGGUUCAUUUGAUCGGUGUAGCUUGGUUUCAUUCGUGACUUCAUUGCUUUUCUUGAUCGAGCCUAUUCAGGAUGUAGGAAAAGCUUACAAUGAAUGGAGGCAGGGAGAACCAGCUAUUGAACGCCUGUUUGCUAUGACCAGGUUCAAAAAUAAGGUAGUUGAGAAACCAGAUGCUGUUGAUUUGGACCAUGUUACAGGGGACCUGAAAUUUUGUGAUGUAUCCUUUAAGUAUAAUGAUGGCUUGCCUUUAAUCUUAAAUGGAUUGAAUCUUCACGUUCGGACAGGGGAAAUAGUUGCUAUCGUAGGUCCGUCUGGGGGAGGGAAAACAACACUUGCAAAACUGUUGCUUCGGCUUUAUGAUCCUAUAUCUGGUUCUAUACUGAUUGAUAACCAAAAUAUCCAAGACAUUCGUUUGCGGAGUUUAAGAAGACACGUCGGUGUAGUUUCUCAAGAUAUAACACUUUUUUCAGGUACAGUUGCUGAAAACAUUGGUUAUAGGGAUCUGACAACAAAAAUUGACAUGGAGAAAGUGAAACGGGUAGCUCAAACUGCUUAUGCAGAUGAGUUUAUUAGAAAACUUCCAGAAGGUUACAAAACCAAUAUUGGACCAAGGGGCUCAACUUUAAGCGGAGGCCAGAGGCAAAGGCUGGCUAUUGCAAGGGCUUUCUAUCAAAACUCUAAUAUUUUAAUUCUUGACGAAGCAACUUCUGCCUUAGAUAGUAAAUCUGAGUUAUUAGUUAGGCAAGCUGUGGAGCGACUAAUGGAGAAUCGCACGGUGCUUGUGAUUUCGCAUCGCUUGGAAACCGUUAUGAUGGCGAAACGAAUAUUCCUUUUGGAUAAUGAAAAGCUAGAAGAGCUGCCUCGAUCAACUAUGUUGAACGGUCACAUGGAUUCAAUGCUAUCAUCUGGGCGUAUUGUUUGA
Molecule: messenger RNA, 1857 nt
Organism: Lathyrus sativus (Indian pea)
Lineage: Eukaryota; Viridiplantae; Streptophyta; Magnoliopsida; Fabales; Fabaceae
Source: the annotation of a GenBank genome assembly